AUGACAUCUAGACUUCAACUUCAGAUUGUCACUUUAUGUUGGUCAAUGGGAUUUACGCUAUCCUUUGUACUAUAUGUUUUCUUGCAUAGGUUAGAAUUCUGUGGUCCAGACACCAUCAACCAUUUCUACUGUGAUGUCCCUCCUGUUUUAGAACUUUCAUGUUCAGAUAUUUCUUCUGCUAAGCUGGUUACUUCCAUGUUGUCUGUUCCUCUUGUUUUCUGUCCAUUUGUGUUUAUUGUUGCCACCUAUAUUUUCAUCUUCCACACCAUCCUGAAGAUGUCCUCCUCCAUCAGGAGACAGAAGGCCUUCUCUACUUGUAGCUCCCACCUCACUGUAGUUUGCCUGUACUUUGGAAGCUUGGCAACUGUAUACAUUUUUUCACCAAAAAGCAGUUCCUCCAACACAAACAAGUACCUGUCUUUGAUAUAUAUCUUGGUGACACCAUUUUUCAACCCUCUCAUCUACAGCUUGAGGAACCAGGAUAUUAGAGGGGCCAUUGUACAAUAUAUUCACAUUUUAGACUCAUGCUGA
Staurois parvus is the source of this 531-nucleotide messenger RNA. NCBI's taxonomy places the organism in Eukaryota, Metazoa, Chordata, Amphibia, Anura, Ranidae. The record is from the annotation of a GenBank genome assembly.